Messenger RNA from Lasiodiplodia theobromae, 1659 nucleotides. RefSeq names its product 4-coumarate-ligase. Gene Ontology annotation, biological process: secondary metabolic process. Gene Ontology annotation, molecular function: CoA-ligase activity. Lineage: Eukaryota; Fungi; Ascomycota; Dothideomycetes; Botryosphaeriales; Botryosphaeriaceae. The transcript has 5 exons. The record is from RefSeq and is a predicted model, not a curated record. The coding region runs from base 1 to 1659 and encodes 552 amino acids.
AUGCCUGUCACCUCGCCCUUUGCGCCCCUCCGCAUCCCAGAAACAGACCUGUUGACUUACCUCUUCCCCCCUGGUCAACAUGUAUCUGACAAGCCGCUGUGGAUUGAUGCCACCAAUCCCCACCACUCCCUGUCGCCGAACCAGAUGCUCCAGUGGAUCAAGAGACUGGCCGUCGGUCUUGACAAAAUUGGCUGCGCCCGUGGUCAGGUGGUUCUGAUCUACACUCCCAAUCAUAUCUUUGUCCCUGCUGCUUACAUGGCCAUUGUUGGCUCCGGAAGAAUAUUCAGCGGAGCAAACCCCGCCUAUACCGAACCUGAGCUGCUGCACCAAUUGAGAGACACCGGCGCACAAGUUCUUUUGGCGCAUCCUUCUCUUGCCUCAACCGCCGUGUCGGCUGGCCAAAAAGCCGGCCUCGCAACCAACAGGAUAUUUCUGUUUUCGGACGUGGAGCACGAUCCCCUCCAUGCCGUGCGUGACUGGAGAGAAAUGAUUGGCUCAUCUGACGAGGCAGAACUGUAUCAGUGGAAGCGCAUGACUGGAGCCGAGCCCAAGAACACCGUGGCUACCGUGAAUUACUCGUCCGGUACUACAGGUUUGCCCAAGGGAGUCUGCAUAUCCCACUACAGUCUCAUCGCGAAUGCCGAGCAGGCCAUAUACAUGCGCUAUGCAUUCAAGAAACGAACACCGGAAAGAUGGGCAGGUUUCCUGCCUCUAUACCAUGCCUAUGGCCAGCUCUACGCGAAUAUCUUGGCCCUCAAGCUGCAGGCAACCAUAUACAUCAUGAAGCAGUUUGCUUACGACCAUUUCCUCCGGGUCAUUGAGACGUACAAAAUCAAUUCCUUACAGGUAGCGCCGCCUAUUCUGGUCAUGAUGAGCAAACGUCCGGAGACAGCGAGGUACGAUCUCAGCUGUCUCGAAGAGAUCACAUGUGGCGCAGCACCACUUUCCAAGGAAUUGGCCGACGACAUCGUCAGACGCUUCAGAGUCUCCCUGAAGCAGGGCUAUGGCAUGACAGAGUUGACUUGUGCGGCCAUUGUUAUGCCCGGUGGAGCCGAAGAGCUCAAAGACAACACCGGCUCUGUUGGCCAGUUGUGCCCCAACACUGAGUGCAUCCUCCGGGACGAUGACGGAAACGAAGUCUUGCCCGGAAAGCCUGGAGAAAUGUAUAUUCGUGGACCACAGGUUUGCCUUGGAUACUGGAGAAAUGACCAAGCCAGCAAAGAGACCCUGAGCUCUGAUGGCUGGCUGAGGACUGGUGACAUCGCCAUGGAGAGAGGUGGCUGGUUUUGGAUUGUUGACAGGAAAAAGGAGCUCAUCAAGGUGAAUGGACUACAAGUGGCUCCCGCAGAACUCGAGGCUGUUUUACUCGAGCACAAAGAUAUCGCUGAUGCUGCUGUCGUGGGUAUUACCCUACGUGGCGAGGAGUGGCCACGCGCGUAUGUUACCUUGAAGGGUAACAAGAAGGACAAGACGACGGAGAAGCAGAUUCAGGAUUGGAUGAAAGGCAAAGUGGCCAAGCACAAGCGACUGAUUGGUGGUAUAUCAUUCAUUGACGAGGUACCGAAGCUUCAAAGUGGGAAGAUUAUGCGCAAAAUUCUCAAGCAAUGGGCUAGCCGCGAUGCUAUGACAUUUGGAGCCAGUGUAGCGGCAAAGCUUUGA